Molecule: messenger RNA, 1956 nt
Organism: Somion occarium
Lineage: Eukaryota; Fungi; Basidiomycota; Agaricomycetes; Polyporales; Cerrenaceae
Source: the annotation of a GenBank genome assembly
GAGACGCAACCCUAAUAUCCUCAUGGUCUUCGUCGUACUGCCGGAGGAUUGAGCUCUUCCUCAUUUAACCUUCUCUUCACUCACAUCGGCUUGGGCUGGAAGAGGUAUCUGCGAGUCAUGACAACUCUACUACGACGUCGCGCAUUGCGCGGUCGUCGUGGGAGCCUCAAAGAGUUCCCGGAUAUGCCGCUCGAUAUUCUCUUUGAGGUGUUCUCGCAUAUUGAACCUAUGGAUCUGCUGAAUCUGGCCAGAACGUCCAAACCAUUUGGUGAAUUAUUGUUGCAUCGAUCGGCGGCCUCGCUCUGGAAGCAGGCUCGACAGAAUGUACCUGGUUUGCCUGAAUGUCCCCCGUUCAUGAGUGAACCGGCAUUUAUCAAUUUGUGUUUUGACUCUCACUGCCAUAAAUGUCUUCGUCCGAAUAUACAACCCGUGAUGUGGGCCUUUCGAGUCAGAUAUUGUCGUCAUUGCAAGUCAGGCAUGAUUGUUAUGAUAUCGCAAGUCAGGCAGAUCUUAGAAGCAGCAUCUCCCUUUCGUGCACGCUACGAUGUACGCGAAUUACUGAUUUCAGAAUCCGAGCCAUGGCUUCGUGGUCGCCCACUCUUCAAGUUCCACAAGGCAGAUGUAGAGACUUUAGUCGAAGCCUGGAAAGGGUCAGGUGCUGAAGUACAAGAAGAUAUUCAUUCUUCACAACUAGCCCUCAUAAAGCAAAUGCGGGAUAAUGCGGAUCUCUGCUCCAAGUGGCAGAUGGAUCGCAAGCUCUCUCGUUCUGCUGAAAUAGAUGAACUCAAGGACGCGCGUUAUUCAGCGAUUAUUGCUAAAUUGAGAGAAUUCGGAUGGGGUGAGGUGAUAGACGAUUCACCUUGGAGCGUUUGGUCCAGGCUUCGGGGUGUGCGCGGGGUGAGGGUGCCUAAACAGCUCACAAAUCGCUCUUGGCAGGCUAUUGAGACUUCAGUGUUGCAAGUCAUGGAAGCCUUGAAAAGCGCCAAAAACGCUGUCGGACAUAUCACAGAUUUACCUUCUUUCCCCCAGCCCUCCAACGAUAUGCAUACCCCGGGAAGCGUUCCCACACAUAUGUCGGUCGUUUUUCAACGUCUCCAGCUGCUUGAAGAUUUCAUGUGGUCCUUUCGUUCACGUCCAGAAUUCGAGUCCUGCUUCCCUGGAACGCGUGAAUUCGCUCUGAUGCCAGAGGUCCGGAGUAUACUCGACAAGCCAGAAUAUAUCGAAGUGUCAUAUAACACAUUCAAUAUCUUGCGUCCCUCACUGCCUGGCUUGGUGGAACGUUGGAAGGGGAGAAAACUUCAGGUCCUUCAGCAGCUCGUAAUAGACGAGGUUGCCACUCUGCCGGAUGGAGUCGAUGUUCUCAACCUUACAGCGUUACUUUACUAUCGAUGUUGGUGCUGCUCGGUAGUCAUACGCUACCCUGAUGUGCUCGCGCAUACCUGCAACGCCUGUAAAUGUCAAAGCGGGCUCGAUUACUCAUACGACCUCUAUCACCGUGCCCUCGACUCCAAGCCUAUGUCUUGGACUCGCGACACAAUGCAUGUAGAAACAGAGUCUCUACGCCUUGUUCUAGCCACUAACGCACGGAAGACAUACACUAGUACCGUCACUGAUAUGGAGGCACUCAACAUCUCGUACCCCUUUCAGUUCGGGACUCCGGCUGCGAUCCUUGGAGAAGAGAAUGAGGAGCUCGCUGAUGCUAUCGCUCGUGGAUCGCAUUCCAAUUCUCUCAGCAGUGCAGUUACGUUUCUCUAAGUUGAUGUCGAUGCGCAACUUUAUUCGCAGAUGAGGGAAAGAUGUUACGAGUCGCAUCGGAGGGAGUGAUGAAUCUGGUGAAAAGACGAUGCUGAUGGUAGGUGAAGUGAGGGAUUACGUUUUGGCGUUACGGAUAGCAAGUGUGGGAAGUAGGCGUUGACGGGGGCUCCAGUCGAUUGCAAUGCAGAUGUUCUGAAGGUG